Amphimedon queenslandica is the source of this 1462-nucleotide messenger RNA. RefSeq names its product putative hexokinase HKDC1. The record is from RefSeq and is a predicted model, not a curated record. Gene Ontology annotation, molecular function: glucokinase activity; ATP binding; D-glucose binding. Gene Ontology annotation, cellular component: mitochondrion; cytosol. The coding region runs from base 76 to 1401 and encodes 441 amino acids. Lineage: Eukaryota; Metazoa; Porifera; Demospongiae; Haplosclerida; Niphatidae. Gene Ontology annotation, biological process: glycolytic process; intracellular glucose homeostasis; glucose metabolic process. The transcript has 8 exons.
UAAAAUUCAAUUUUAAAUAAUUUUGAUGAAUGGUCACUCCCCUAAUCCAGUAGCCCUGCUAGCUAGGAAGUAGACAUGGCAUCAAGUGUGGGAGAUAUUGUGGAUGCUUUCCUUAAGCCAGUGACCAAAGAAGGACUCGAGGCCAUAUCCUCCCGUUUGCUGGCCCAGUUUGAGACGGGAUUAGCCAAAGAGAAGCAUGAUGGCGAAGUGAAGAUGCUUAUCACUUAUGUGCACAAUUUGCCAAGUGGGGAAGAAAAUGGCGACUUCUUGGCUCUAGACUUAGGCGGGAGCAAUUUCAGAGUCUUAAAGAUAACAUUGGAUAGCGAAAACAGGGAUAUAUCUCAAGUUGAUAGCAAGUUUUCGAUCAGCGAAGAGUUAAAGAAAUCCGAUCAAGAUCGUCUGUUUGGCUUCAUUGCAGAAUCCCUGAACAACUUCAAGAAAGAGAAUGGGAUCACGUCUAAACUACCGCUUGGAUUCACAUUCUCUUUUCCGGUUAAUCAAACCAGUUUGACAGCUGGUACACUCAUUCACUGGACGAAAGACUUCAAAGCUGCCAAUUGUGAAGGAAAUGAUGUCGUUAAAAUGUUACGUGAUGCAAGUGAUGCCAGGAAGUUUCCUGAUACAGAUAUAGUUGCAUUGGUUAAUGACACAACUGGUACACAAAUGGCUGUUGGAUACAGCGACCAAGACUGUCAUGUUGGAGUCAUACUGGGAACUGGAACUAACGCUUGUUACACUGAAAGACUUGAUGCUGUCACAAAGUUUAAUGGUGACAGGUCACAGCAUGAUAAAGUGAUAAUAAACACAGAGUGGGGAGCAUUUGGAGAUAAAGGAUCACUGAAGGACGUCAUUACAGAGUUUGAUAAAGCUUUUGACAGUCAGCCUGAAGUUGAGAAUGGAGGGAGUCAAAUAUAUGAGAAGAUGAUCUCUGGUAAGUACCUUGGAGAGAUUGUGCGUCACGCAAUGCUGAAACUCAUUAAUGGCGGAGUUCUGUUUGGAGGAAAGUCUUCCGAUGUUUUAAAGAAAUUUGAAGGAUUUAAGAGCAGCUAUCUGUCUGACAUUGAGAAAGGUGAAUGCAUGGAUGUGCUUAAAAACAAAUGUGGUCUAGAUCCUGUCACUGAACAAGAUUGUGAGUAUGUGACUCAAAUAUGUCGGGCCGUGAGUACCAGGGCAGCGAGAUUAGCAGCUGCUGGUAUAGUUACCAUUGUGAGGAAGAUGGGCCGAGAGAAGAAGUGUACAGUUGCUGUUGAUGGCUCCUUGUAUAAGCUUCAUCCUGAGUUUAGAUUUAGGAUGAGGGCAGCCAUUAACGAGAUGCUACCAUGUAAUGGUGUCAUUAUUAAAGAGUCAAGAGAUGGGAGUGGUCGAGGAGCUGCUCUCGUUGCAGCUGUUGCCAAACAAUAAACAAAUAAUUUUAUAAUUAAAAUUAUAGCUGAUCCCUCAAUUUAAAAUAAAUAAUACUUUA